Molecule: messenger RNA, 624 nt
Organism: Dicrocoelium dendriticum
Lineage: Eukaryota; Metazoa; Platyhelminthes; Trematoda; Plagiorchiida; Dicrocoeliidae
Source: the annotation of a GenBank genome assembly
AUGCUUUCUAAAGUGGGCCAACUCGCACUGUCCCGCACCGCCUUACUGCUCUGCGACAUACAAGAAAAGUUUCGUCCUCACAUAUCUCACUUCCCUGCCAUUGUCGAGGUGUCACGCCGGAUGUUGCAAGCUGCUCGGCUCCUGGGAAUACGGACGGUUGUCACUGAAAUGUACCCUAAAGGUUUGGGCAAAACGGUUCCAGAAUUGGGUGAUUUGAGUGGUAUCCCGGUGAUUCCGAAGACCGCAUUCAGCAUGUACACCAGUGAAGUGGCCGACUUGUUGGAGUUGGGCAAACAGAUAGACUCAGUGCUCUUGUGCGGCAUUGAGGCGCACGUUUGUGUUCACGCAACCGCAUUAGAUCUGAAAGAGCGAGGCGCAGAUGUGCAUUGCGUGGUCGACGCCUGUUCCUCCCGAAAUAUGGUGGACCGCAUGGUUGCUUUCCAUCGAUUGAGUCAGUCCGGUAUAUAUUUGACAACCUGCGAAUCCGCACUGCUCACUAUCCUCUGUGGAUCGGAUCAUCCUCAGUUCCGGGAAGUUCAGAAAAUCAUCGUGGAUAUCAGUCCGGAUAGUGGCCUACUGGCUGGAUCAGGUUCGAUGAACCCGUUCUCUGGCCUAAAGACCUAA